Messenger RNA from Lasiosphaeria miniovina, 2724 nucleotides. RefSeq lists its product as uncharacterized. Gene Ontology annotation, biological process: FMN biosynthetic process; riboflavin biosynthetic process. Gene Ontology annotation, cellular component: mitochondrion. Gene Ontology annotation, molecular function: riboflavin kinase activity. Bases 190 to 2250 code for a protein of 686 amino acids. The transcript has a single exon. Lineage: Eukaryota; Fungi; Ascomycota; Sordariomycetes; Sordariales; Lasiosphaeriaceae. The record is from RefSeq and is a predicted model, not a curated record.
CGCUGGACUCGCGGCAGAACCCAAAACCGGGGCUGUUCCACGUCGGAAAGGGCCACCUCUCUCUUCGCGGCAUUUGAGAACUGCAAUUAACAAGCCGACGAGAACUGCAAUUAAGAAGCCGACGUAGCGACAAUUUGGCAAUCAAUCUAUCGGUGCUGAAUUUGACCGCGGGCGACAGACAAGCACACAAUGAAUCAGGGGUUUGCGCUGCAGAUGAGGCGGAAGCCCGUCGCGUCCUUUUCGCCACCACCACCUCCCUACCAAGAGCACCAGCAAGAGCGUCAACCGACGUUGGACUGGACAUCUGGUCCUCCCUACCAACAACAUCAACUGCAUCAGCAAGAACGUGAACCAACGCUAGACCGGACAUCUGGCCCUCCAUACCAACAGCAUCAGCAACACCGCCAACCGCCGCUAGACUGGACCUCUGGUCCGCCGUCGUUUGAACACCGCGCGCUAAGCAGCAGGUCAAAUGCGCCAUGGACUGAUGAGAGGGCACGCCCGGUUUCGCGGAGCGCGACCGACGACAAAUCGCGGCUGCGGCCGCCAGACCGCCUCAGACUGAAGACCAGCUUGCCCGAGCUGUCUCGCUUUGCCCAGAGCUCUCCCUCAAGCCCCUUCAACACCACGCCCAACACACCCAUCAGCGCUCCGGGACCUCCGGGCCUGGAACCCAACUUCCCGCCAUCCUCCGCCGCCGGCGAGAAGUCGGGCUUCUGGCAAAGUGCCAUCUCAGAGACGCGCCACUUCGCCGAAGGCCUCAUGCCGCAUCCCGCCGAGUCGACCAAGCACUACACCAUCCUGCGGCACUCGCCGCCACUCAUCUUCUACCGCGGCCCGACCACGUCGGUGGCCAUCACCGUCUUCAGCGCGUCGCACCACCCGCUGCCCGCCAACCGCACCCUCUGGCUGCAGCAGCGCGGCUUCUCGGGCGACAGCGGCAUGAAGAUCAAGGCGCUGGUCGGCGCCACCUCCAACUGGCUGGACGUGACGCCGUCGGAGCUGGUGCAGGCCCGCGAGCUGUCACCCGACAGCGAGCGGUCGUGGCAGCGCGACAUUGCCAAGGUCGCCAAGAAGUCGCUCAAGGACAAGGGCCACAAGAAGGCCCACGUCGCCCGGGAGACCCACGUCGUGCGGAUCCCCGCCGCCUGCAACGACGGCUACUUCCGCCUCGUCCUCUGCUCUGGCGGCAGUAGCAGCGGCAACGACGACGGCAAGUCGUCGCGGCGCAAGGACCUGUGCCACAGCCCCGUGUUCCGCGUGGCCAGCACGUCGUCGGACUCGAGCAUGUUCCGCGGCGCGUCGCUCAGCACCAUGCCACUGGAGAUUGGCGUCAAGGUCGCGUCCGUUGCCACCCAGGUCGCCAUCACCAGGUACACGGGCCCCGUCGCCGGCGUCGUGCAGGGGCGCCUGGCCAAGUCCAAGACGGGCGUGGUCGCGCUCAAGGCCGGCAAGGUCGCGUACGGCGCCCUCUCGCCCGCAGCAGGCGGCCCCCGCGACGACGAGCCAUCGUAUUUCCCGACGCCGCUGCCCGGCGCCGCCGCGGGCCCGGCCGGCUACGACUGCAGCAUUUUCGAGACGGGGGGGGUCAUCGGGCCGGACGAAGGCCCGCAGCAGCCGUUUCCGCUGAAGUUCCAGAGCAGAAUAACCGCCGGCACUGGGCGGUCGAUGGCGGAGCUAGGGAUCCCCACGGCCAACCUCGCGGGCGCGCCCGACGAGGUGCUGAACAAGCUGCGGGGCGUGUACUUUUGCUGGGCGUGCAUCAUGCCGGAACGGGGGUUCGAGGGCAUCUCGGACGAGUGGCAUGAGGCGGUGUUGGCAGCGGGGCCGUCGCCGUACGGGCGGCCGUCGGUGGUGUCGACGACGACCGCCGUGACAGUGCACCUCGUGCACGACUUUGGGCGGGCGACCACGUUCUUCGGCGCGCGGAUGAAGGUGGUCGUGAUGGGGUUCCUGCGGCCGGCGCUGCCCCGCAGCGCGCCGCUCGAGCAGCGGCUCGAAGCCGUCUCGCUCGACGUCUGCGCGGCCAUGGCCAGCCUCGGCCGCGACAACUGGGCGCCCGACGCGGCUGUUCACCAGUUACAAACAGCCAAGAGCGCGCGCAGCCUGUCGGACAAGUUCAGCGCGGUCCGCGAUAACGUGCAGAACCGCGUCGCGAGCCUCCCCGUGCACCGCAUGGGUAUCCGCACUGCUGAUGCCGAGCAGCGGGAUCUGAUCCACGGAACGGGCGGGUAUUGGGUGGCGAGGUGAAGCUAUGUUUAUGAGUUUGUUUCUCGACGUCUUUUCUAUAUUAGGGUUUUGAACUUCGGCGCAUUAGACUCCAUUGGCACUUGUACGCGAAAAAAAAUGUAGCAGGCACUUAACCCGUUGUAAUAAUUAAUGAUUUUUCAAUUCCGACGACGUUUUCUCUAUUUUCAAUCAAGGAGCCAUGAGCGGUCAAUAAGAGCAAAGUUGUUUUUGGGUUAUAUGAAAUCAAGUGUUGCUGUUAAAUAAAGGGCAAACAGUUGCGGGACCAAAAAACGAAUGGGCUCAAUCGGGGAUCGAACCCGAGACCUCGCACAAGCACUUGUUUUAAGUGUGGGGACGACCCGAAGCGCGAAUCAUACCACUAGACCAUUGAGCCGGGGUGAUUGGUUUAAGCUCCCAAUAAUUGAUUUUAUGUAACCAGCGGGGCUGCACUCCCAAGCUUCCCGCCCCCAACUCAAUAUCAAUACACACCCUGUC